AGUGCAAUGCUCAUGGUUUAAUGGCUUCAUGAUACAUGUUGUGGUAAUAUAAUAAGUUCUCCCCAAUAACGUCUGGCUUUUUCCAUGACCGUUCAUACAUCAUGAUUCAAAUCACAGUGGGAAGCAGCUGACAUUGCUUAACCCCGGCGUGCUGACAUAUGCUGCGUCCCCGCAAAUGUGCCUGCGCUUCAUUGUGCCUCAUUGUGUCUGGCUGUGGACCGAGGUCCCUCUGGCUGACCCGCUCAGUCGGAGCACUCUCUGAUUGGCUCUUUGCCACUCUCAACAGCCCGUUUACAUCUGUUUCUGAUAGGCUGUCACUGCCUCCCAUGCCUUCCCUGCCCUGGGAGGCAAAUUAAAGUGGUUAAGUUGUAAAACCCGGAGCGUGAUUGAGGCUGGACCAGGAUUCACUGUCAGUGGGGGGUGGGGUGACAUUUUUAUAAGACGGACUUGUGUACUGCACCAGAUCAAGUCUUAUCUGUGAGGCUGUAACCGACUCCCUUUGAUGGAGGGAAGUGGAACACUCUGUUGUCUGACGGCAGUCUUGGUAACUCCGUUCCGCCGAAGACCUUAUCUCUGCACGUUUUCCACGCAGCCCAAACUUUUCUCCUGUUGUUCUCAACUACAUGGCACACACACACACACACACACUCUGUACAACUGUCUGUCUGUUACACACACCCACACACACUCACACAGAGUCCCAGGAGUUGAAGAUGGUGGUUUUGGAUGUAGAUAACUGUGUUAGAAGAUGACUCGUUUACUGCUUUGUGAAACAAGAGGAACUCUCCUUCUGGGCUGUCUAUAAAAUUCCUCCAGUGCACUCUGGCACUGGGAACAGGAGCAGCUUUCCUGUCAUUCAGGAUACACACUCGCAGUGUAUUCCGGACACCGUGCCUCUGGGAUCUCGCUGUGGGAAACAUUCGGGGGGGGGGAGUGUUCGAAGGUGGAGCAAAAGUCUGAGCUUGUAGGACGGGACACAAGUAUUGAACUGAAGUGGAUGGAUGUUUUGAUGGUUUAAACCCCACCAGUGGGGAAUGGUUUCAAAGCUUGAGUGGAUUCAAUCCUGACACAACCCAUUUGGACUUUAACUCUAGUGGAGGGGAGUGUUCGUCAGAGGACUCUCAAGUGAAGUUUGGAUAACCUUGCCGGGGGGUUUUAUCUGCACUGAUACCAGACUCGAGAGGACUUGUCAGCCAGUGCCGCUGCUGAGGCACCUUGUUGUCGUUGGGACGUCGCUGUGUGGGAACUUCAGCACCAUGGCCGGGGUCACCAGGAAGGGGUCUGGGAGACACUCGUACUACUACAGAUUCCUGGGCAAGUCCCGACUGCAGCGUCAGCGGAGCCGGUCCCGCAGCCGCACCAGGCCGCCUGCCAGCAGGGAGUCUCCUCCGGAGAGGACGGGACGGCGACGCAGCGUGCCGGGCGGCUCCUCCGACAAGUCCACGCCCACCAUGGAGGCUGCGUCCACCGCUGCCACACCUUUCAGAGUCACCGUGAGUACUGGGUUUCUGAGUCGACGGCUGAAGGGCUCCAUAAAACGCACCAAGAGUCAGCCCAAGCUCGACCGCAACUCCAGCUUCAGACACAUCCUCCCCGGCUUCAGGAGCGUCGACAAUGACAGAUCUCAUCUGAUGCCAAGGCUGAAGGAGUCUCGCUCCCAUGAGUCAUUGCUCAGCCCCAGUAGCGCUGUGGAAGCCCUGGACCUAAGUAUGGAGGACGAGGUUAUCAUCAAGCCCGUUCACAGCAGCAUCCUCGGGCAGGACUACUGCUUUGAGGUCACCACCUCCACGGGGAGCAAAUGCUUUUCCUGCCGCUCAUCAGCCGAGAGAGACAAGUGGAUGGAGAAUCUGAGGAGAGCGGUGCAGCCCAACAAGGACAACAGUCGUCGGGUUGAGAACCUGCUGAGGCUGUGGAUCAUCGAGGCAAAGGAUCUGCCGGCGAAAAAGAAAUACUUCAGUGAGCUUUGUCUGGAUGACUCACUCUACGCUCGCACCACCUGCAAGCUUAAGACGGACAAUGUGUUUUGGGGAGAGCACUUUGAGUUUAAUAACCUGCCCGCAAUCAAGAGCAUCACAGCCCACCUCUACAAGGACACGGACAAGAAGAAGAAGAAAGAUAAAAACAAUUUCAUCGGACUCGUCAGUAUCCCCGCUGCGGCGGUUACCGGCCGACAGUUUGUGGAGAAGUGGUAUCCGAUCAGCACGCCCAACCCCCCGAAGGGCAAGACUUCGGGGCCCAUGAUUAGGAUCAAGGCGCGCUAUCAGAGUAUGAACAUCCUUCCCAUGGAGAUGUACAAGGAGUUCGCCGAGUACACCACCAACAACUACAUGCUGCUGUGCUCGGUGCUCGAGCCGGGCAUUAGCGUCAAGAACAAGGAGGAGAUGGCGUGUGCGCUCGUCCACAUUCUGCAGAGCACCGGCAAGGCCAAGGACUUCCUCACAGACCUGAUGAUGUCAGAGGUGGACCGCUGCGGGGAGAACGAGCACCUCAUCUUCAGAGAGAACACACUGGCCACAAAGGCCAUCGAGGAGUACCUCAAACUGGUGGGACAGAAGUACCUGCAGGAUGCCCUCGGCGAGUUCAUCAAGGCUCUGUACGAGUCAGAUGAGAACUGUGAGGUGGACCCAUCCAGGUGUUCGUCAGGUGACCUCCCAGAACACCAGAGUAACCUGAAGAUGUGUUGCGAGCUGGCCUUCUGCAAAAUCAUCAACUCAUACUGUGUCUUUCCCCGUGAACUGAAAGAGGUCUUUGCAUCAUGGCGGCAGGAAUGCAGCAACCGGGGUCGACCGGACAUCAGCGAGCGUUUGAUCAGCGCGUCUUUGUUCCUGCGGUUUCUCUGUCCUGCCAUCAUGUCCCCAUCACUUUUCAAUUUAAUGCAGGAGUAUCCCGAUGACCGCACGGCGCGUACCCUCACACUCAUCGCUAAAGUCACUCAGAACCUCGCCAACUUUACCAAAUUUGGUAACAAGGAAGAGUACAUGUCCUUCAUGAACCAGUUCCUGGAGCAUGAGUGGACCAAUAUGCAGCGCUUCUUGCUGGAAAUCUCAAACCCCGAGACAAUCUCCAACACGGCGGGCUUUGAGGGAUACAUCGACCUUGGCAGGGAACUGUCCACGCUGCACUCCCUCCUCUCUGAGGUGGUGUCUCAGAUGGACCAGAGUGCUGCCUCUAAGCUGGGUCCUCUGCCCAGGAUCCUGCGGGAGGUGAACACCGCUCUGUCUAACCCGUCCAGUGUCCACAUGACACCUGGACAGGCCUCGGAGCAGAUGGGCUCGCCCCCCGCUGAGGCGAGCUGCAGCAUCUCCACCGGUCUGCAGAAGAUGGUCAUAGACAAUGACCUUUCAGGAUUGGUUGACUUUACGAGGUUACCGUCCCCCACCCCAGAGAACAAGGACCUUUUCUUUGUGACACGGAGCUCAGGGAUCCAGCCCUCCCCAGGACGCAGCUCAAGCUACUCCGAGACCAAUGAGCCGGACCUGGGCAUGGCCAACGGCAGCAAGAGUCUGUCCAUGGUGGACCUCCAGGACCCGCGCAGUCUGGACGUUAGCCCAGGUCUUGGUACCCCAGAUGCCUUGGGUGAAGGCCCAGGCUCUGUUGGUGGCUGGUCAGCCAGAGUCCCACAAGGCCACAUCCUUGGAGGUCCCACCUUAAGGAGGCCAGGCCAGACCCCCACCACCCCAGGCACAGAAAGUACUCCAGGUCGACCCGCACAAUUGCUAGCCCCACUCUCCUUCCAGAAUCCGGUCUAUCAAAUGGCAGCCUGCCUGCCCGUCUCCCCGCGUGGAAUGACCGACUCGGGCUCAGAGUGCCACAGUUCUGUCAGUUCCCAUAGCAACAACGAGGAGGUACCAGUCGGCGGGAAACCCGCCUUCUUGAACCACGGUGGUGGAGGGGGAGGCGGGGGUGGGGGGAGCAGCGGGGAUGAGUACGCCAGGCGCUCGGGGGAGUUCAACCGCCGACAGCUGUCCCUCACAGAAACCCAGCACCAACCCGCCGUACCCAGACAGAACAGCGCCGGCCCACAGCGGCGGAUAGACCAACCUCCGCCUCAGAGCGUGACUCGAGGCCGCACCCCGCCGAAUCUCCUCAACAGCGGACCUUACCCCCGGCCAUCCUCUGGCAGCAUGAUGACGUCGUCCCCCGAUUGGCCUGGCAGCGGGGCUCGGCUACGACAGCAGUCCUCCUCCUCCAAAGGGGACAGUCCUGAGACCAAGCAGAGGGCUCAGCACAAACAGGCCCCCUCCCCUGUGAACCCAAGUGCGCUGGACCGCACAGCAGCCUGGCUAUUGAAUAUGAAUGUGCAGUAUUUAGACCAUGAGGGGAUGGAGCCCGAGUCACUGAGAAACAGAGAGGAUCUGACUCAGGUGGAGAAGUACCAGCAGGAGAUCGCGCUGCUGCAGGAGAAGCUGCGGGCGUCGGUGCAGAAGCUGGAGGAGUACGAGGCCCGGCUGAAGGGUCAGGACGAACAAGCGCAGAAGGUGCUGAUGGAGUACCAGGCCCGGCUGGAGGAGUCGGAGGAGCGUCUGCGCCGACAGCAGGACGACAAAGACCUCCAGAUGAAGGGCAUCAUCAGCAGGUUAAUGUCAGUGGAGGAGGAGCUAAAGAAGGACCAUUCAGACAUGCAGGCGGUCGUUGACUCCAAACAGAAGAUCAUCGACGCACAGGAGAAGCGCAUAGCAUCCCUGGACGCAGCCAAUGCCCGUCUGAUGAGCGCUCUGACCCAGCUGAAGGAGCGCUACAGCAUGCAGACCCGCAACGGCAUCUCCCCCACCAACCCCACCAAACUGCAGAUCACGGAGAACGGAGAGUUCAGGAACAGCAGCAACUGCUAAGACCGACCGGCGUGCGAGUGUGUGUCGAGUGCCUGCGAGUGUACAGCCGUUCGAUGGGAGGACGUCUACGUGCGUGCAUGGAUGCAUGCCCGUUUCAAAUACCUGGGAGGGGUGCGCGUGCAUUUUUAAAAAGGCAGACAGUAUUUUUUAGAGGACAUUUCCACUUCCUGGACACAGCGUGGGAGUGAGGACAUCGCUCUGAGGAGCCAGCCAGAAGGGGGGCGGGACUGCAGUGCGAUGGACAGAUCAUCAAGAGCCUUCGUCACGAGGGCGACGGCCCGGAAGCAGAGCGUGUACAUAUGAAACUCAAAGCUGUCCAUCAGUUAAACACUUUGCCAGUCAGAUGUGUGCCGUCGCUGGGACAACUCAAACCCUGCCUAUGCCUGGGACAAACCACUAUAUCACUACACAGAGUGACGGCCGCCUGACACGGUCGCCAUAGCAACCCUCCUCUCCUCCUCCUCCUCCUCUCUCUCGCUCUCUCUCUAUCUCUCCAGCUGUUUAUUCUGGUCCAAGUGGACGCACUUAUAAACUUAUAAACAAUAACAGGCAUUGAGGAUUAUUACUUUAGUUUUCUUGAGAGGAUUUUACUUUCUAGUGCUUUAUUCUGAAGUCCCUGUUUAGAAAGAACCAAAUAGGAAGUACAAGAAAAAUAAAUAGAUAUUUUAAGUCUAAAAAGGAAAUCUUUAUUUCCCUUCUCACUCCUCGGGUGUGUUCCUGAGCAUCCUACUGGACCCCCCCCCCCCUUCCAAUAUCGUGCACUUUGUGAAAAAUUAUUGGUACAUGAAACGCCUUAAGUAAGGAACACACCUCGACUCUCCCCUACUUGUGCAAAAAAAAAAACACAACUUAUGCUGUGGAUUUUUAAAGGAUACAAAAGGAAAUUGUACACACUUAAAAAUAUAUUAUGAACACUAAAGUAAAAAUGAAUUCUAUGUGAUACUAUAUUAAUGAAAUUUAGUAUAGAUGUAUGCAUCUAUUUUGUUUUCGUCUAUAGAGUAUACACACAUAAACCUAUAUUUGAUAAUCUCAAAUAUAUAAAGCAGCCCUUUAUUCAGCAGUGAGAUCGAGUUUUUCUUUUCUGUAGUGUCGCUCGCGUCAGAGCCCCGGAGGAGGAGACCGCUCCGAGCAGUGAUCAGCACCAGUCGCCUCAUCGCUCACACUCCCAAAUAUCCACGACGCUUUAAAAAACCCUUUACGCACAGUUUUGCACUACAGCCGAGAGAAAUGUCAGCACAGUGGUUUGGAACAGCUCCGGCCGUAGUGAUCGGACCCUCCGCCGCUGCUCAUCACUGCUCUCAAGCCCAGAUUGCGAUUUGGGUUGUGGUCUCCUUCCCCUGGUAGCACACGAGCGAUUGAGAGACGUGUUCAGACUCCAUACUAUACACUGGACUGGUGAGUCAUUGUUAAAAUGGCCUCCUUCGAUACAACAUUCUCUCUCUCCAACUGCUUUGUUCAUCAGUGGUAGUGAAGUAAUGCUGCAUCCAUACUGUGACUCUCGUAAUCCUACAGUGGCAUCACCUCUCCUCCGUACCUCUCCCAUCUCUUUUUCUUACUCGCCCCCGCCCUCGUUCAUCCCAGACUUCUUCUGAAUGUGAGGAUGCCCACUCACAGUUGGUCUCAACACGGGUUCCAGUCCUUCCAGUCUCUCUUCCUGUCAUCGCGCCACCGCAUCUCAGCAUUUGAUUUUGUAUAUUUUUGUAACAAGUUUUCUUACCUGUAACAGAAUAUAUACACCCGGUGUGAGGCUCUGCAUGCUUCAUCCUUGCUCUAGCGCCAGCGGUUGCAUCAGUAUCACCAUUAUUAUUUUUUUUUUUUGUUGCCGAUUAAAAGGUGGUGACUAUGAUGAUGAUGAUGAUGAUGAUGAUGAUGAUGAAUGGCUUGCUGCAGACAUAUAUAGUGAACAUAUGAUAAUUGAGUGUAUCAAAAAGGCUGGACAGCCUUGGAAAGUGUAAAUAAAAUUGCCCACAUUAUUUUUACCUAAUGUUAACGGAGCUUUUUGUAAAUGUAUCUUGUGCUCGGAACUCUGCUGUAUCAUUAUGGAUAUUGUAAAUACAGAAAUAGCUCAAGUCGGUCAUCUGUCCUCAUCGGGUAAAACUAUACAGUUUAACUUCUCCGUGUUCUCCCUGUUGAAGCUUAUUGUUUUUGUAUUUAGAGUUUAAUAUCGCUAGCCCCAAAAACCUAUUAUGUAGGAGUCGGACUCGUGGGAGGUCGUGGAGGAUGUGGAGUACAGUCUCCAUGAUAUUCACAAGCACAAUCCUGUAUCUCUCAUCGCUCGAGCUCUAUGCACUUUUACUUUCAGUGGUUGGUGUUUAUCAUUAGAUUUUUGUCUUAUUUUAUUUUUUAAGCAUGGCACCUAUACAAAGGUGUUUUAAACAACUGUGGCAAAGUUUAAAACUGGAGAAAAUUAUUUUUUUGCUAUAGCUCAGUCACAAACAUUGUAUCUGAUAAAGAGAAUCUACAAUAAAAAAGAGAACUAUAUUACAGCUUUUUUUCAGUUUGAAUAGAAACAAAGAGUUUAACCACAGACACAUCUUUUAGCAAAAAAAAAAAGUCAUAUAGGAAGUUUCUCCUCCUCAUAUCUUACAGACGUCUAGUCCUGAAAUAAUAUUGUGCAACUGCAGAGUUUAAGCCAGAAUAUGUAACUUUUGAUAUAGGAAUGAACCCCCUUCUUCUUCAUACAAAUUAAUAAUUUAACACUCUUUUGCUGCUAUGUUUACCAGUUGCUUUUUGUGCAAGCAAAUGUUUUCGGAAAUGUGGGGCAAUUUCGGGGGGGGGGGGGGGGGGGGUUGGAAUGGAAUUUGGAUGCCGAUAUUACAGCUUAAUGUUUUAUGUUGAGUCUUUUUUUUUUGGUGUCUUAAGUUUGGCUAACGUGAUGACAUUUGAAAUACAUUGUAUGUGUUUUUUAGAUAUUUCUGUAAAAGGCAACGUUGAUAAAGCUCAGACUUAGUGGC
This is a messenger RNA of Scophthalmus maximus (turbot), 7786 nucleotides long. It is a transcript of the gene dab2ipb, whose product is annotated as DAB2 interacting protein b. Gene Ontology annotation, biological process: regulation of GTPase activity. The record is from RefSeq and is a predicted model, not a curated record. Bases 1257 to 4832 code for a protein of 1191 amino acids. Lineage: Eukaryota; Metazoa; Chordata; Actinopteri; Pleuronectiformes; Scophthalmidae. The transcript is spliced from 16 exons.